Molecule: messenger RNA, 3154 nt
Organism: Poeciliopsis prolifica (blackstripe livebearer)
Lineage: Eukaryota; Metazoa; Chordata; Actinopteri; Cyprinodontiformes; Poeciliidae
Gene: arhgap19
Product: Rho GTPase activating protein 19
Exons: 11
Coding region: 164-1528 (454 amino acids)
Biological process (GO): regulation of small GTPase mediated signal transduction; signal transduction
Cellular component (GO): cytoplasm
Molecular function (GO): GTPase activator activity
Source: RefSeq, a predicted model, not a curated record
AACUCAGUCAUUUAUGACUUUUUUUUGAGAGCUGGGCUACAAAAGCCCAGCUCUCAGCUCUCUGGAAAGAACCGGAAUUCCCAUCACUAGUGCCUUAACGGUCGUUACGUACGUUACGUCGUGGGCGUGACCAUCAUGAAGCCGCGGAAGAUUCAAAACGAAGAUGGCGACUAAAACUAAUUCUCAAAACACUGUGAAGCUUGAUAGAAGGGAGACAAAUUGCAGCGUAUUCCUCUGUCACGAGAAACCAGACGCGAACCAGCCUGUGAUCUUUAACCCGGACUUCUUCGUGGAGAGGUUCAGGCAUGAGCAUCCGCAGACUUUCGCGGAUUUGGUGCUUAGUAAUAUUACUCGGCUCAUAGAUCUGCCAGGGGACGAGUUCGCCCAGCUGACUGGAGAGUCGGGGCCGAAGGUGCCGAUGUCCACCGGGUUCCUGCGCUCCUUCAACUUCCGCAAACGGAAAGAAAAAGGAGUGAUAUUUGGAGCGCCCUUGACUGAAGAAGGAAUAGCUCAGAUCUGUCAGCUCAUUGAGUACCUGAGUAAAAACCUUCAUGUGGAGGGGUUGUUUCGGGUGCCAGGCCACAGCCUGAGGCAGGCGGCCCUAAGAGAAAUGCUGAACAACGGCACCGAGAUAGAUCUGGAGACAGGUGAUUUCCAUCCCAAUGAUGCAGCCACUUUGCUCAAGGUGUUCCUGGGAGAGCUGCCAGAGCCUCUGCUCAUGCAUAGACAUUACCAUGCUCAUCUGAAGAUUGGAGAGUUGACUUGCUUUGAUGAAAAGGGAAAUAAGACUAAUGUCCCCGAUAAGGCCCGCCAGAUUGAGGCGUUUCAGCUGCUUUUUAUGUUGCUCCCACCGACCAACCGGAGCUUGUUGAAGCUGCUGCUGGACUUAUUGUACCACACGGCCCGCAGCCAGGACAUGAACAAGAUGUCUGCUAUUAAUUUAGCGACAAUGUUUGCUCCACAUAUCAUCUGGCCCAAAAAUGUGACAGCAAGUGAUCUCCAGGGAAACAUAGAGAAACUGAAUAAUGGGGUAGCGUUUCUCAUUCGACACUCGCAAAAAUUGUUCAAGGCACCUGUCUACAUUAAAGAAUAUGUGCAAUUAUUCUACACUGGAUCCAAAAUGCUUCAGUCAAAUGAUUACCUGAAUAUUUCUUCAGGAAACAAAACUGGCUCUAUUGCUGCUAUUGCAGCUCCAUCACCUUCUCCCUCUGUGAGGUCAAUCACAGGUGAGACUAGCAGCACCAGUAACAUCAAGCCUUCUGAGAAUCAGAGCUAUACGGAGUUGUGUCUCAGAGAGCUCUACAAGCAAGUCAACAGCAUGCCAGAGUCUGCCAAGAAGAAAAAACUCAUCAGACGGUUUGAAAAGCAGCCUGACUCGAAUUCCUCUGCAGAGACACGAACACCGUUCAUCAGGAGACACUGUCGCUCUCGUUCUGUGGGUGGAAUUAUCAAGAAGAAGGCACUGGGAGGCCAGGCUUCUACAGAGAAAGAAAACGGCACACUGCAGAGUCUUCCUCCCAGGUCCUGAUGAUGGGUAGAGUAUGACGAAACACCUGCUGGGAGAAAGAAGAAUUGCUAUUAAAGGAUUGUGCUCCAAGAAACAUCAGGCAUUUUAUGUGCUGUCAUAGCUAAUUUUCUCUCUUUUUGUUUUUUAUUUGUUUUUUUACUUUUUUGUCAAACUUAAGGGUUUAUAAAACCCCAAAGAAUAUCUUUGCAGCUUGCUAAUUUAACACAAUAGUUACAAAGUUACAGUGAGGAUGCUGAUGUUGUGUAUUUUGGGUCAGUCAAGUGUGACGUUUUUAAGCUGCCAAGAGUUUAAAAACUCUUGGUAGAGUUUUAUUGAAUUUGAGUGAAUUUCAGUUCAUAGAUUAUUAUAUUUUGCUGUUGUUUACAUGGCAAGACCUUCACUGUUCUUCCUCAAACGUCUUAAGAAACUGUGAUGUGCUGAUUUUCUGUUUGUAAUAUAAAUGUUCAGACCAAAAUUUCCUAUUCAAAGAUGUGCCUUAAACUGUAUGUCUUAAGUUAUUGUAAAGAUGAGCUCUUAUGCAACAGGUUUUUUUUACAAUAUGUUAACAUUUUUGGAGGCUUGAUUUACAUUUGUUUAAGAUAAAUACUUCCAUAUUUACAAAAUGAAUACUUGUGACGGGAAGAUUAAAGGAAAGGUGAUAGAAUAUUUUUAUUUUUUAUUCCUUUAACAAAGUUGUGUGAACACUUUUAUUUUGUAAUGCUACUGAUAUUUUAGACUGGCAUUUCUUUUUAGUUCCUACUUUUAAGCUUUUCCUGAGGCUAUUCUGUAUUUCUACACAUUAGCUGCAGUUUUGGAUCUUAAAGUGGUGAAUUUACUGUUUUGGUGAGAGGUUUUUACGUAUACUUUUAUCUUUUUAUGAUUGUAAUGGUUAAUUCAAUGGAUUUGAAGCAAAAUAUUUUUUUUUUGUUCUCCUGACUACUGUCAAACUUUUGUAAAUUCAGGUGUAUACUGAAAGAGUUGGAGCUGUUAUCAGUUUUGAACUGAGUCAUACUUGCUUUACCAUUUAAUUAUAAUGUGAUUAUUCCUGAUGGGCCACAUGGUGCUUCUGGAGAGCUAUGCAACUUAUUUUAAUACUUUCAAAUGUUUUCUUGAAUCUCCUUUUUAUUUAAAUACAUUUUACUUUUACAUGUUUUUGAGCGUGCUAUUGUGUGAAGUCAGGUCCUGCACUUUUUUUUUGCAACCACGAGGGGGUGGUGUUUGGUUGCAAAUGGUUGUGAGGUAAGAACCUUUCUACACAAUUUGUUGCUUUUGGAGACGAUCGCUCAGUCUUCCUGCUUAUUGUUAUCCACACAUGACCCAGUAUGGUAUUGUAAGCAAUAAGAUGUUUGUUAAUGUUAACUGUUUACAAAUGAAUUAUUAAUUUAAUGUUUAUUAUGGCAAAAUUACCAAGGAUAACCCAAAAAAGCGCAAACAAAAAAACAAACUUAUUCUUUAUUGAAAGAUUUUGUGGGUAGUGAGACCAACUUUCACCAAAUGUUAAGGUUUAUUGUUUUCUCAAGUUCUUCACAUAAGAGGCAGACAGCAUUAGUAAAGCAAAGCAAGCUUUUACAACUAGAGAGUCAUAUUUCUUUUGUCAAAUAGAAAACAGAUUGAUGUCUGUGACCUGAGUUCUCCAUGCUCUAAUAA